Molecule: messenger RNA, 615 nt
Organism: Agrilus planipennis (emerald ash borer)
Lineage: Eukaryota; Metazoa; Arthropoda; Insecta; Coleoptera; Buprestidae
Product: protein yellow-like
Exons: 3
Cellular component (GO): extracellular region
Source: RefSeq, a predicted model, not a curated record
AUUGACGAAUGCGGCAGGCUAUGGUUACUUGAUUCAGGAGAUAGAAACAACGGGCAGAUUUGUCCCCCGCAAAUAUUAGCAUUUGACUUGGAAACAGAUACAUUGCUAUAUAGAUACGAAAUACCCUCUAGUCAAUACGAGUACAGAUCACUUUUCGUAACUCCGAUUGUAGAUGUGCGAGAUGAAGAAUGCAACGACACCAUGGUGUAUGUCGCAGAUGCUCUAGCAUUUUCCAUCAUUGUCUACAACCCAACGUUGGGAGUCUCAUGGAGAGCAACUGACGAAACAAUGUACGCUGAUCCUAACUUUGGAACUUAUGAUAUUCAUGGAAUUAGCUUCGACUUAUUGGAUGGAAUAUUGGGCAUGGAUCUUUCACCUUACAAACCCGGAAGUGACAGAAUACUUUUCUAUCACGCCAUGUCCAGUAUCACUGAGAACUUUGUUUACACGUCAGAUCUCAGAAAUCGUACCAGGUUUGAGAGUAAUCCCCAAUCAUCCCCAGAAAUAUUCCAUGUAAGUUUUUCGAUAUACAAUGUUCAACUACGUUGGGUUCAUGGUUCUUUAUUUCGAAUUUGGAAUCAUGUGUAUUCAUAUCCAUGAAUUUAGCGUCAUGGG